Molecule: messenger RNA, 2373 nt
Organism: Callorhinus ursinus (northern fur seal)
Lineage: Eukaryota; Metazoa; Chordata; Mammalia; Carnivora; Otariidae
Gene: P2RX1
Product: purinergic receptor P2X 1
Biological process (GO): response to ATP; calcium ion transmembrane transport
Cellular component (GO): plasma membrane
Molecular function (GO): purinergic nucleotide receptor activity; extracellularly ATP-gated monoatomic cation channel activity; ATP binding
Source: RefSeq, a predicted model, not a curated record
UGGCCCACCAUGGCACAGCGGCUCCAGGAUGAACUGGCUGCUUUCUUCUUUGAAUAUGACACUCCCCGAAUGGUGCUCGUACGCAACAAGAAGGUGGGCGUCGUCUUCCGCCUGAUCCAGCUUGUGGUUCUUGUCUACGUCAUUGGGUGGGUGUUUGUCUACGAGAAGGGCUAUCAGACCUCAGGUGGCCUCAUCAGCAGCGUGUCUGUGAAACUCAAGGGUCUGGCCGUGACGAAGCUCCCAGGCCUGGGCCCCCAGGUCUGGGAUGUAGCUGACUACGUCUUCCCAGCCCAGGGGGACAGCUCCUUUGUGAUCAUGACCAAUUUCAUUGUGACCCCCCACCAGGCUCAAGGCUACUGUGCAGAGCACCCAGAAGGGGGUACAUGCUCAGAUGACAGUGGCUGCACUCCAGGGAAGGCAGAAAGGAAGGCUCAAGGCAUCCGCACAGGCAAGUGUGUGGCCUUCAACGACACUGUGCAGACGUGUGAGAUCUUUGGCUGGUGUCCUGUGGAGGUGGAUGACAAUGUCCCACGUCCUGCCCUUCUCCAAGAGGCCGAGAACUUCACUCUCUUCAUCAAGAACAGCAUCAGCUUUCCACGCUUCAAGGUCAACAGGCGCAACCUGGUGGAAGAGGUGGAUGCGGCCUACAUGAGGACCUGCCUCUAUCACAAGAUCUUGCACCCGCUGUGCCCUGUGUUCAAGCUGGGCUAUGUGGUCCAAGAGUCAGGACAGAAUUUUAGCACCCUGGCUGAGAAGGGCGGGGUGGUCGGCAUCACCAUCGACUGGAACUGUGACCUGGACUGGCAUGUGCGGCACUGCAAACCCAUCUACGAGUUCCAUGGACUGUAUGGGGAGAAAAACCUGUCUCCAGGCUUCAAUUUCAGGUUUGCCAGACACUUUGUGGAAAACGGGACCAACCACCGCCACCUCUUUAAGGUGUUUGGGAUUCGCUUUGACAUUCUGGUGGAUGGCAAGGCUGGGAAGUUUGACAUCAUUCCCACAAUGACGACCAUUGGCUCUGGGAUUGGCAUCUUUGGGGUGGCCACGGUUCUCUGUGACCUGUUGCUGCUCCACAUCCUGCCCAAAAGGCACUACUACAAGCAGAAGAAGUUCAAGUACGCGGAGCGCAUGGGGCCAGGGGCGGGUGAGCGUGACCCCGCAGCCACCAGCUCCACCCUGAGCCUGCAGGAGAACAUGAAGGCAUCCUGACCCUCAGCCCCUGCCUCCUGACUGGACACAGCAUGAGGCUUCAGGCAGGGGCCCUGCUGGGGGCCCAGGACAGAACGGUCUCCGCAGGAGCUCUCCACGCUCUUAGCCAGGCAGACACUAGGCCUCGGCAGCCCAGAGGGGACACUGGGAGAGACCUGAGCAAGUCUGGGCUCCGGCCCCAACUCCACAACCCCCAGAGGGAGCUUCGCACCAGCCUCAGCCACUCCUGGUCUAGAGGGGCUGGGGCUGGGCAGGGCUCCUCUCACACCCCUCCGUCAGAGCUGUGUGCUUCUCUCUGGGCCCUCAUGCACCGCACUGCCUCGUGUCUCCAGAUUCAUGCUUUCCCAUAUGGCAGACACUAGCCACGAUGACCACUUAAAUUUAUAUUAAUUUAAACUGAAUAAAAUAAAAAAAAUCAGUUCCUAAAACUAGCCACAUUACAACUGCUAAAUAGAUACAUGUGCCUAAUGGCUGCCAUAUUGGACCACAUGGACUAUUGCAGAAAGUUCUACUGGACAGCUCUGCUUGAGCCCUGUUUCUUACUGGCCCCAGAUUUUCCUAGGGAGCUUAUCAACAGUGCAGGCACCCAGGUCUACCUCAGAUCUCCUGAACUAGAAUCUCUAGGGCUGGCCACAGAUAUGCAAGGAUGGCAAACUCCCCAGGCCAUUUCAAAGACUAAAGUUUAGGAACCAUUCCCGAUUGGGUAUCAGAUUUAGCCUGGGCCUGCCUGACCUGGCUGAUGCAGGUUUUGAGUAGGUGUGUGGUAUACCUACAAGUCACAUGGUCUCACGUACACACCCCCAUGUACAUGAACACACUCAUCGGCAUGCACACCCCCCUCCCAUCCACACUCUGGUUUGGAACAGCUUGGGCCCUGCAAACACAACCAUCUGAAUGUACCUCUGCCCUCAAGUACAGACACAUGGUCCAUGCCACAAUACCUCCAUGGAGAUAUGCUUCUCCCUAAGUGUGUCAGGCCAGGAAAGUCCCUUCAAGCCAUGAAUCCUCACUCAGCUACCUUGGGUUGGGUUGGAGCCCUGGCCAAAUCCCGGGCUCCCUGCUUGUGGCCCAGCCUCAGCACCUAAGGCCUGCCCAAUUCUGUCUGAACACAAGGUCUGGGGAAAGGGAGUGGUAGAGUACAAUAAAAGGAGGACAAACUUCUGC